Adineta ricciae is the source of this 2535-nucleotide messenger RNA. NCBI's taxonomy places the organism in Eukaryota, Metazoa, Rotifera, Eurotatoria, Adinetida, Adinetidae. The record is from the annotation of a GenBank genome assembly.
AUGGGUACUACAUUCUCUCAAGGAAAUUUUUCCUUAGCACCUUUCAUAUCUGAAGAAGUCGAAGCAUCAGUUAAUCAAAUACUGCAUGCAUUCAAUCACGAACUAGCGUUUCAAUCCAAACGUCAAAGCGAUCAAUCUGAGUCUGAAGCACUACCAUCAACUUCACACCCUCAAGAAACAACGAGACAUCCUCGUCAUCAUGAACGCUCACACCGUAGCCAUAGAUCGCGAUCAUUAGAUCAACCUGAGCUCAGUGAUCCACAUAAUCGUAUCUCACAAACAAAACUAUCUGUAAUUCGACGUCAAUGGCAAUGCCAGUUUUGUUAUAAAAAAAACGAAACCGAUGCUCAGAUAUGUGGUGACUGUGGUUCAAAUAAAAUCAACGUUUAUAUUCCCAUCAUGGGUCAUAUGGAUGCUACUUCCAAGAAAACUGAGCAGCGACACAAAUCUCUUCUAUCUCCACCAGACAGUUUACCUAGGCGACAUUCUUCAAGUCGGCGUCAUUCAAAUCGAUCAUCAACUCAUAAGCACGAAAACGUGUUACUUAUCGAAGAAGAAGAUGUUCAUCGCCGAAGUGUUCUCGGCGCACAUAAACGUGAAGUCGACGAACAUAUCGUUCUACAACAUGUCGAGAAAAUUCUUCGCGCUUGCAUUCAAUCACACAGUAAAUUCAAGGAUGAUACUUUUCCUGCAUCGCCUCAUUCACUCUAUAUUAACGGAAAUUCUCUGUCAAAAUCUACUUUGGCAAUUGUAUCAAAUGAUCAACAAUCCGACUUUUAUUCCUCGUUAUCCAGUAAUCAGAUCCAAUGGUUAAGACCCGAUCAGAUUACUCCGCAAGAAUGGAGCGAUAACGUUCGAACGCAGUGGGCUGUUUUUCGCGAUCCAAAGCCGAAUGAUGUCUUGCAGGGAGCAUUGGGUGAUUGUUGGUUUAUCACAGCGCUGAGUGUUCUCGCUGAAGAGCCUGAAUAUUUAGCGAGGGUCUUGAUUACUAAACAGUAUAACUAUGAAGGAAUAUACUGUGUUCGCUUAUGUAAAGAUGGUGAAUGGACACAAGUUCUAGUGGAUGAUCGUCUUCCAUGUACGUUGAACAGACGAUUGGCUUACUCUCAAGCACAUCGAAAGCAACUUUGGGUCCCAUUGAUUGAAAAAGCCAUGGCGAAAUUAAACGGUAGCUAUGAAGCAAUCAUAGCUGGUCGCUGCUGUGAAGGUUUGGCUACCGUCACCGGAAGUCCAUGUGAGACAUUGAUUCUUGGUCGUUCAAACAAUCCUGAUGAUAAAAAUGUUGAUUAUGAUCGUUUAUGGUCAAAAUUAUUCAUUGCACGGUCACAAGGAUUCUUAAUGUGUGCAAUGUGUAGUAAUAAUCUUGUCAGUAAAGAAGAAUUUGAAAAAUACGGAUUAUUGAAUGUCCAUGCUUAUUCAUUACAAGAUAUUCAGCAAUCUAAAGAUGGACGGCAUCGAUUAGUGAAAUUGAGGAACCCAUGGGGUGGAACACAUCGAUGGACAGGUGAUUGGUCAGAUCAGUCUCGCUUAUGGUUGGAGAAUCCUGAUCUACGUCGAGAGUUAUUAAACGAAAAGCGCAACAAACGAGAUGGUGUAUUUUGGAUGCCAUUUGUAUCGUUUGUGAAGUAUUUUGAGUGUGUCGAUAUUUGUAAACUAAGACACAAUUGGUAUGAAGUACGAGAUUCGGCGAAUUUCUAUCCAGCUCCGAACAUGGUACAAGCCUACUACUUACACCUAUCAACAGCAACAGAACUUGACAUCACACUUCAUCGAAAGAUUAGUAAGAAUCUUCGUAUUCACCGAAGCAAUCUCAGUCUUUGCGUCGCUGUUAUCAAUAUGGAAGAACAGUCUCGUGGAAGUUAUCGCAUCUACUCCAUACCAAUGAUUAGUCAACGUGCACAACAUAAACUUAUUUCAACAGAUGGUUAUUUAUCGGCCGGCGCCUAUGUUAUUUUACCAUUGUUAUUUAAUCCAACAAAUAAAACUCCCGAUAAUACGGAUUACACUAUUGCUAUUCAUAGUUCUCAUGUCGUCGAUCUAGAACGCAUUCGGAUUCCAUCCCGGAUUGAACGUGAGUUUUUAAUCAAAUUCUGUAUAUUCUACGGCGAUCAAGUUCGGCUCACGAAUCACUCCGAUCGGGACACCAGUCAAUCCGACGGUGUUUGUGUCUAUGAAUUAAAAAAGUAUUGGGAUGGUCUUGUUUUACUUGUGGAAAAUCGUCACCCAUCAAAAUAUGUUCAUUUUUAUUUCAACUGCCUGGUAUCACAAAAUGCUUCGAUAUCACGAAAAGAUGGCUACAAAGAAUUGGUCGAUGUUAUUCCGCCGAACUAUCGACAAAUCAUUGUAGCAGUAUCGCGAAAGAAUCCUGUGCAUGCGUUCACUAUCGGCCAUGAUUUUCAAUAUGAUCUCUCAUCACAAGAAUUCAUUAAAUAUGGCGAUGGUAUGGGACAAAGACAUUGGCCAUCAAUUGAUGAAAAUCAAGCAAAUGAUGAUAUUCAUUUACCUCAAUAUAUUUCUACAGCAAAACAGAAUUAA